Messenger RNA from Oncorhynchus kisutch (coho salmon), 6265 nucleotides. RefSeq names its product lysosome-associated membrane glycoprotein 2. The transcript is spliced from 9 exons. Gene Ontology annotation, biological process: establishment of protein localization to organelle. Lineage: Eukaryota; Metazoa; Chordata; Actinopteri; Salmoniformes; Salmonidae. The record is from RefSeq and is a predicted model, not a curated record. The coding region runs from base 232 to 1452 and encodes 406 amino acids. Gene Ontology annotation, cellular component: lysosomal membrane; late endosome membrane; plasma membrane.
GAUUCUACAAAAUCCAUAUUUUGUCACUUAUUCAGGGGGAGAAGUAGCAACUAAGUUUAUUCAAAGCACAUUUAUUGUGGAGUUCCGAUACGUGCUUAGUAUAUAGGAAGCUCUGCCCGCAGGUCAUAUGACUUUAAUUUCCUGGUGCUUCUGCGGGAGCUGCACAUUUGGAAGGGAGCCGAAGUCGAACGCCGUUGUUUCCGGUUGAAGUGUUUUGGCUACCAAGUUAUCAUGUUUUGGUGCGCGUUUGUGGUUUUCUUCCUGGCUCUUGGAAAUGAACUCCACCUGUCACAUGCGACUGAGGUGUCAGUCAACAACACAGAGAAUAAAUUAUGCCUCUACGCCAAUUUGAUGGUCAACUUCUCCGUCACCUAUGAAGUUGGUGUAAAUAAGAGUGAAACGGUUCUGUUUGUGCUGCCUGAAAAUGUGACAACAGAAGGGAGCAUCUGCAAUAACACAACAUCAACAUUGAAACUCGGUUUUGGAGACGGGCACAGCUGGGCGGUUGAAUUCACCAAGGACAACAAAACGUACCAAGUAGAUUCCAUUGUCUUCACCUACAACCUCAAUGACUCAAACGUCUUCACCAACUCCACGUCAAACGAAACCAAGUCUGUGACAGCAAAGCCAAGGAUCACCAACGUGGGUGUGGAUACCUACUACUCCUGCAAGAGCGAAAAUGUCCAGAGAGUAGAGUCUGUCACUCAGACACUGUAUGAUGUUACUUUACAGGCAUUUGUCACAAACGGCAGCAAAAGUGACACCGACACUGUAUGCACUGCUGACCUAACCUCCUCCACUGUGGCGCCCACCACGACCGUUACCACCACAGCUGCCCCCACUUCUACCCCUACCCCUACACUGCCCACACCCACCACUGGAAAUUACAGCAUCGCACCCGACUUCAACAGUACAGCCUGCUUAAUGGCCACCUUCGGCCUGCGGAUCGGCUUCAAGCAAGGAGACAAAGUGGAGACCAUCAACCUGGUGCCCAGUGCGACUGAAGUGGGCGGGGCAUGUGGGGUCAACAGCAGCAUCCUCAUACUGACAUCGGACACAAUCAACAUCAUGUUCACUUUCAACAACGACAGCAAGAAGUUCCACCUGCACGCUUUGAACGUCACAGUGAAACCAGCCACUGGGGUGGCUGUUGUUGCAGCCAAUACCAACAUGUCCAUUUGGGUGGCGGCGGUAGGCAGCUCCUACAUGUGCAACAAGGAGCAGACAUUAACUGUCACCGAAACGCUCACUCUCUACACGUUCAAGCUUCGUGUCCAGCCCUUUGGGGUUGAAAAAGGGGAAUUUGCUACAGCCCAUGAAUGUUCACUGGAUGACACCAGCAUCUUAAUCCCAGUCAUUGUUGGUGCCGCCCUGGCCAUCUUGAUUCUCAUUGUAGUGAUUGCUUACGUGAUUGGUCGAAGGAAGACCUAUGUGGGAUAUCAAACCCUCUAAAUAGCUAUCUGUGAUCAUGAAUCCAGAACACAGUUUGAUCCUUAUGUGUCAGGGGGGGGGGUCCCAAAACCUGAUCCUGGAUUGGCUGUGUAAUCUUUCCAUUAAUGACUGACUCACAAACUGGAGUAGUCAGACUAUAGUCUAUUUACUUCAGCCACUCUUAAGAGCUGCUUUUAGACUUGAGAUUAGGCUAGCUUCGCUUAGGUUUAGACUUGAGUAGCUUUGUUCAGGUAAUUCUGAAUACUCAAAACGCUCUCCAGGACCAGGUUGGACCACCCAUGUUCUUUGUGUAAUCUCCCUUUUUGUUUGAUUUGCUUUGUCUGUGCCCCCCCCCCCCCCCCCCUUGUUGAAAGGAGCAGUGCAGGAUUCUCUGCCUCUGUACAGUAUAGAAGGCCUUAUUUAUUGCAGCAUAUCUGAAAGUGAUUGUUUCUUAUGACACUCCAUUUCCUUGCAUCACUUUCCAGAUUCUUGUUCAGUGUAGGCUCUCUUUUGAUCAAGUAGCACAUUUUAUAGAAACUCCGGUCAGAGUACUUGUGCUACUGUUUGCACAUUUUCACGAGGAGUUGUGACGAUUGGGUGUUGUGCCCUUGUCACUGUGAAUCAUGCUCCCUCCCCCUCUCCCUCACCUUUUUUUGUUUCAUAUGUUUUUAUUUAAUGUCUGUACAUUUUAGUUGAACCUUUCUUUUGUGUUUUCAUUCAUCCUCACAAUUCAUUGUAGCAGCACAACAUUUUGACAACUUGAACAUUUUAGAAUUUGCCUCGCAGCUCAACUACAUUGAGUAGCUUUGUUGAUUUGUCUCAGGAACUCCUUACUAACUAACCAGGAUAAAGGUCUGCUGCUUCGCUCUCCUCUCUCACCUUACUGAUAAUCCACUAGUCACAGUAGUUUGCAUCUGGAAAGGGAAGACUUUACGACUGAAAUCUGUGUGGCCACAUUUAAAAAACAAUGAUAAUAUUGGCAUGUAGUGCCUUCUCCAAGUUGACGUUACCAAACAAGGGCUCUGCCCCUAUAUGUUCACACACGGCACUAGUUGACAUAAUGUUUGCCACUAAUGUCUGUUUGUCUCAGAAUUAUGUGUUAACCCUUUGACUGACUGGCUGUGAAAUCUACCUUGAAGUGUUACUUUAACUCUGAAAAGUCCAUGAGGAUGUAAAAGAUGAACCUGAAAGGAGAAAUGAAACCAAACCCCCUCUCCCGUCAUGACAUGUUGGCAUUAGGUUUCAAAAAGGGAUAGCUGUAGUUGACUUAUUUGCUGCCAUUCAAAUGUGUUCUUUGCAGAUGGUGAUUAUUUUGUACAUAUAAAUGCAUUCAAUUGUUCAGUAAGUUUGACUUAAGUUCAAAAUGCAUGCUGCAAUAUUACACCUGUGUAUAGUAUAGUCUUUGCUCCAGUGUUGCGCCAGAAAGCUGCCAGUUAGUAAGGGGAACUUGUAAACAGAGCUGGGGUCAAUUCCAUUUUUACAAUCAAGUCAAUUUCAGUAAAUUGAUUUCUAAUUCCAAUUGUCCUCUCUGCUCUUCAGUGAGGAACAUUUGAAUGUGAAUUUUUGUUUACUUCCUGAAUUGACUAAAAUUAAAUGGAAUUAACCCCAACCCUGCCCAGUUAACCCCUUGUAAGUUAUACCUAUCGACAGAGAGCGGUAGUAAAGGUCAUUGUCCACAGGAUGUGUAUAUUUUUGUACUGUUAGGAUGGGAUACAAUGGGUAUUAUGUUGUAGUGCGGUGGUCAGCAUGAAGCAUGAAUACAUUUGAUUGCUGCCUUUAGUUGCUUUUGAUUCAACCAAUUUUUCUUCAGAUUAUGUGAAUGAUUAAUUUAUUCCUUAUCAAAUAUUAUUUUUGAUUCUUGCAUUACAGUCCGGUGUGAUGUGUCUUGGAAAAUGGACUGCUUUUCUACAAAUCCUGUUUGUUACUAUGAUUCUAAAAUUGGCUUCUCAGACCCUAUAUAAAGUCGAUUCUAAAAUACCCUUUGGAAUCUUAACAUUUACUAUUCCCAAUUUUCAUUCACUUGACAAUGUUAUGAUUGUGACAAAUUUGUGCCUUACUCAAUGAAGCUUGUCCAUUUGAGAUUCAUUCAGGUUUGAUAUCUUUACAUUUAGUCUAAAUGUCUCCUAUUGUAUGAAUUCAAAAUGCAUCAUGUUAAGAAAAGGGAAAUCCCUAUUUCAGGAGAGGCCCAUCCUCCAAAUGUAAGAUGCAUUGUAUUUUCUUCUGUGUAACUCCAAACAAAUGUUCAUUUUUGAAUUCCUUUUCAAUAGGCUUUUAGCUGCAAUAAAUGGGAAUGGAAAUUGUCCCCCAAAACAAUGGUGUGGAACAUUUUUUUAUAUUUUACAAUUAUGAAAAUAAGUGUUAUUGGUCCCUGGUCAUUUUAGUAAAUUGCUCUUUGUUUUCCAACUAUUCUUGACUGAGAAGCCUCCUAGUAUGACCAUGCAUUCACGAUUUUCAUGUUUUACCUUUCUUCCACCCUGCAACGUCCCUCAUGCCCACUUUCUUUACUGUCACCCAGCGGAGGAUUGCGGACACGACAGGGAGCUGGCUCGUUCCUAUAGCCGUCGGGGUUGCUCUGGCUGUGCUGAUCCUCAUUGUAUUGAUCGCAUAUUUUAUUGGGAGAAAGAGAAACCAAGGCUCUAGCUAUGAGCACUUCUAAAUGACCCCACUGGCUAUGCUGAGGUUGUAUCUUUCCUCAUCAGGAUACAUGUUGAUUUUAAUUUAACUACAAAUUGAUAUGUGCUGUGCAUAGUUAACCUUAAUGUACAAUUCACCUGAAGCAAAGCUCUUUCCCAUGAAACAAUGAGUUGGAGAAGAUGUUUGUGUUAAAGAAAUUGCUUGACUCCAUUGAUAACAUUUGGCAUUUAACAGUUCUUGUAGAUAUAUUUAGAAUUGAUUGGCUGACUCUUAUUCCUUACUUAUAACAUGGUUGACUAUAGAUGGCAGAUGAUGGCCAAAUAUUUUCCUAACUGCUGUCACUGCCCAUGUUCUGACAGAAUCCCUGGUGUUGUUGUAGAUCUGCCAUCACCGAAUAUGCUCUGACAGAACCGCCCCCAUGUUGUAGAUAAAUGUCUGGGUUCUGAUCUGAUGUCUUGCUGCUUUUCGAGCCUUGUCAUCCAUGUUGUCUGUAAAGAGCUUAACCAAAUCCUGUUUCUUCUCUCUUCACUAAAAUGUGUUUUCUGCUAACUAAUUGCUAGCAUGCUAAUGUCGCUAACCCUUCUUCUGUCUCUUCUCUGUGGCAGCCGUGGAGUGCUUCAUGGAUUCUGAUUUGAGCUUUCUGGUGCCCAUCGCUGUGGGCGUGGCCCUCUGCUUCCUAAUCGUCCUUGUGCUUAUCUCUUACCUGAUUGGCCGGAGGAAGAGUCGCACCGGCUACCAGUCUGUAUAAUCUAACCAAUCCCAGCUGCUUCUGCCUCUACCCAUUCCUUCCCAUCCUCCCCCACCCAAGCCCGUCACAACACGUUUGCUCCCCAUCCCCAAAGCUUCUAUGGCAUCCGAUUGGAAAUGGAAGGAAAAAAUGUAUCUUUCCUUGACGUUACCCCCAGCAAAUUCCCUGUUCAGACUCCCACCCGAAGUAUCACCCCACCCAACAGUAAUUUUGGUAGUUGACCGUCUGUUGCUAUUUUUUGACACCAACAAUGACUGAAAUCAUUUACCACCAAAACCUGUCAACAUAAUCAGUGGUAUUGCACCAGGUGUGUGUGGAUGUAAAUUGCACGGAGUGAAGUAUCAUGGGUCAUCUUAAUAACAGGCCAUCAGUUUCUUUAUUCCCAGAGAGGCUCAUAUGAAUGAGGCUGUUUUUUCUCACUGUUUUGUGUUGCAUUAUAUUUCUAUGUUUCUAAUUAAUUACUCUCUUGUAUAGAAUUAAUUAUGUUGAUUUUGGAUAAAUAGGGACUUGAAAUUGUGCAAAGAAUUUAUUGAAAGUUCAUAGAUACAAAUUGAGGCAUUGCUAUUCACAAGUAACCAUUGUGAAAUAUUUGUAGAAUUAGAAAAUAUCCUAUUUUUGUGAAUUCCCUGUAAUUUAAAUGUUAUUAUACCACCUGCACUAAUCUUCUCUUAGUGUCCCUUUUAUUGUACUAGGACUGACUUUACAAAGACAUGUACCAACCAGCAUUUGGAGCAGUUGCAUAAACAUGUGAUUUUGAUGUUUUAGAGAAAAAUAUAAUGUUAAGAAGUCCCCUCUCAGGGAAAGGACGACAGCGGUAUAGACUCCGGUCGGGUAUCACAAAUGGCUCUGUUAAGACUGAGGCUAUAGGGACUCUGCAAUAGACUAAACUAAAUGUGAUGUUGGUUUGCUGUUAGGAGUGUCCCUAUAGCCUUUUCCUCUAAAGGCGUUUACUACCUGGAUCAUGUUCAGUAGGUAGGGCGUUUUGAGACUUAGUGAAACAGGGAGGUACUGCCUGAACAAUAACCUUUUUUCGUUGCAAACAGUUGCUACGGUGUGUCCUUCUGAACACUGCCCAGGCCUCAUAAUAGAAAGUAUAAUAAUUUACAUAUUCUAGCACAAAUUAUUUUAUGACCAAAGCUUGGACAGAAAGGAAACUUAUUUCCGGACCUCUGCAUUUCAGAGCAGGUAAAUGAACAACCUGAGUUUUUAAUAAACCAGUGACAUGCAUUGUGUUUGACCAAGGAUGAUGUUUCUAUCAGGCUUGUUAUUCUGUUCCGUACCAAUACAUAAGACCUCUGGUUAAUUUUGCCCCAAAGAUGUGGUUUUGUGCCUUUUUUGUUGCACUAGUAUUCCCCUCAACCAAGCCUGUCUCAAUCCGAUGAAGAAUGUUGAGAUGAUGUUAAACUUGUUGAACUUCAGUUGGAGCGGAGAAUUAAAAUAGUUGCUUUCCUG